This is a messenger RNA of Emys orbicularis (European pond turtle), 2859 nucleotides long. It is a transcript of the gene PKN1, whose product is annotated as protein kinase N1. The transcript is spliced from 22 exons. The coding region runs from base 1 to 2859 and encodes 952 amino acids. NCBI's taxonomy places the organism in Eukaryota, Metazoa, Chordata, Testudines, Emydidae. Gene Ontology annotation, molecular function: ATP binding; small GTPase binding; protein serine/threonine kinase activity. Gene Ontology annotation, biological process: intracellular signal transduction; peptidyl-serine phosphorylation. The record is from RefSeq and is a predicted model, not a curated record.
AUGUCGCUCUCCGAGUCAGACUCCUGCUCUGAGCACGAUCUGGAGGGCGAGCAGAGCUGGUCGGUCCUGGAGCAGCUGGCCCUCGAUCCCAGCCCCGACCUGGCAGCCAGCAGCGUCCAGCUGCGCCUGGACGAGGAGAAGGAGCGGAUCCGGCGCGAGAUCCGCAAGGAGCUGAAGAUCAAGGAGGGGGCGGAGAACCUGCGCCGGGCCACCACCGACCGCCGCAACCUGGCCAGCGUGGAGAGCCUGCUGCGCGGCUCCGACCGCAAACUGCGCCAGCUGCACUGCCGGCUGCAGCACCUGGACGCCCACAUCAUGGUCAAGGAGCCCGAGGAGAGCGGAGAUGCCCCCCAGUCACCCAACAGCCUGAGCCGCUCGGCCGCCAACAAGCACCGCCUGGCCGGGCUGGAGAAGCAGCUGAACAUUGAGCUGAAGGUGAAGCAGGGGGCAGAGAACAUGAUCCAGAUGUAUGCCAAUGGCUCCACCAAGGACCGGAAGCUGCUGCAGACGGCCCAGCAGAUGCUGCAAGACAGCAAGACCAAGAUCAAUAUCAUCCGCAUGCAGAUCCGCAGAGCUGCGCAGGCCGACGUGGUACCACCUGAUGGCGAGGACGGGCAAGGGAAUCUGGACCUGAGCUGCAUGGAGCUGCGCAUCGAGGAGCUGCGCCAUCAUUUCCGCGUGGAGCACGCUGUGUCCGAGGGGGCCAAGAACGUGCUGCGCCUGCUGGGCUCUGCCAGGACGCCGGACCGCAAGGCCAUCGCUGAGGCCCAGGCGAAGCUGACCGAGUCGAGCCAGAAGCUGGACCUGCUGCGCCUGGCGCUGGAGCGGCGCGUGGGGGAGCUGCCCGAGGAUCACCCCAAGGGCUGCAUCAUCAAGGAGGAGCUGAUCAUGGCCACCUCGUCCGUCUUCAGCACCCGCAACAACGCCCCCUACCAGCACAACCAGUACAGCACGCUCUGCAAGCCCUCGCCCCUCACAGGGAUGCUGGAGGUGCAGCUGCUGGGCUGCAGCGGGCUGCUGGAGUCGGUGCCUGGCCGGACCCGUGGUGGUACCGUCUCGCUGCCCUGCAACAACCCCGGCGAGGCGCGCCCCUCCUUCAUGAACCGCAGCGGGCGGGGGCUGUACAGCCGCAGCGGCAGCCUGAGCGGACGGACCAUCCUCAAAUCCGACGACUUCAGCAAUGAGGUGAGCGCCGUGCUGAAGCUGGAUAACACUGUGAUGGGGCAGACGUCCUGGAAGCCUGUGGGCCAGCAGGCCUGGAACCAGACCUUUGCCCUGGAGCUGGAGAGGGCGCGGGAGCUGGAGAUCUCGGUGUACUGGCGGGAUUUCCGCAGCCUCUGUGCCUUGAAGCACCUCAAGCUGGAGGAUUUCCUGGACAACCAACGCCACGAGAUCCACCUGGACCUGGAGCCCCAGGGCACCCUGCUGGCCGAGGUGACCUUCUUCGACCCCGUCAUCGAGCGCAUCCCCAGGCUCCAGAGGCAGAAGAAGAUUUUCUCCAAGCAGCAAGGCAAGGCCUUCCUGCGCGCCCGUCAGAUGAACAUCGACAUCGCCACCUGGGUGCGGCUGCUGCGGCGUCUCCUGCCCACCACCAGCUCCACCGGCGCCUACAGCCCCUCGGCCCACAUGCCCGCCGGGCCCGGCUCCGAGGGCCACCUCGGCCUGGCCAGAGACUUCUCCAUCGAGAAGCUGAACCUGGACAUUGAUAAGCCACAGCAGGAGCAGCCAGGCCAGCCGGCCGAUGGUGGGGAGCGACCGGAGAGGGGCGCACUGAGCCCGCAAGCAGGAGAUGAGGAGCCGGUGCUGGGAGGAGACACCCGAAGGCCUGGGAAUAGCACCCUGCACAGGACGACGCCCUUGACGCUGGAUGACUUCAGGUUCUUAGCCGUGCUGGGACGCGGGCACUUCGGCAAAGUGCUGCUCUCCGAAUACAGCCGCACAGGGGAGCUCUACGCCAUCAAAGCCUUGAAGAAGGGGGACAUUGUGGCGCGGGACGAGGUGGAGAGCCUGAUGUGCGAGAAGCGGAUCUUCGAGACGGUGAAUAGCUCGCGGCACCCGUUCCUGGUGAACCUCUUCGCCUGCUUCCAGACGCCCGAGCACGUCUGCUUCGUCAUGGAGUACACAGCCGGCGGCGACCUCAUGAUGCACAUCCACACUGACGUCUUCACCGAGCCACGGGCCACGUUUUACGCCGCCUGUGUCGUCCUCGGAUUGCAGUUUCUUCAUGAGCGCAAAAUAGUGUACAGGGACCUGAAGCUGGAUAAUUUAUUACUGGACAAGGAGGGUUUUGUGAAGAUCGCAGACUUUGGCCUGUGCAAGGAAGGGAUGGGCUACGGCGACCGCACCAGCACGUUCUGUGGGACCCCCGAGUUCCUGGCGCCCGAGGUGCUGACAGACACGUCCUACACCCGUGCCGUGGACUGGUGGGGGCUGGGCGUCUUGAUCUACGAGAUGCUGGUGGGGGAGUCCCCAUUCCCAGGUGACGAUGAGGAGGAGGUGUUUGACAGCAUCGUGAAUGACGAGGUGCGGUACCCCCGCUUCCUGUCCACCGAGGCCAUCGGCGUCAUGCGCCGGCUCCUGCGCAGAAACCCGGAGCGACGCCUGGGCUCCAGCGAGCGGGACGCCGAGGACGUCAAGAAGCAGCCGUUCUUCAGGGUCAUUGACUGGGAGGCCCUGCUGGCCCGGCGGCUCCCUCCCCCCUUCGUCCCCAUCAUCAAGGGGCGUGAGGACAUCAGCAACUUCGACGAGGAGUUCACGGCCGAGGCACCUGCGCUGACACCGCCCCGCGAGCCGCGCCUGCUCACCGCUGCCGAGCAGGAGGCCUUCCUCCACUUCGACUACCUUGCGGACACCUGCUAG